AUGACAGAGACAGUAGUCUUGGCACCAGUAGCAGAACCUCUGCUCCUAGAUGAAAAGCAUGAUGGUGUUAUGCUGUCCACAUCGCAUUUGAAAGAGAAGGCAAAAAUAUCCAAAAACUCGGACCCAUCGGCUUCGAGUCCGGUUUCCGGCCGAGGCUCAAGGUCCGACGUCGAUGCCUCGGAGCUCUCUAAAGACACCUCGCCUUCUCUGUUUGAAGAACCUCGAAAUACCGACUCACUGGUCAAUAAAGUGUCGAGACUCUCUGAAGAUAUCGAUCCGCUCACGAUUACUGAUGAACCUGGUAUGCUCCAUUCACCUUCACAUCCGUCGUCGAGACCCUUGCAUUCCGUUAAAUCCCAAUCUACGCCGAUUAUACUGAGGCGCCAUACCACUCCACAUCCCAAAAGUUCCCACACUAACAACGAACGUCCUCAGGUGCAACCGAAGCGUUCGCUUGAUAACAAACAUGCUCGGCCGGUGAUUCGAGCAACCUUCCCAUCUUUCACGAAAGAGUCAAAAGAGCAACAUCGUCCAGAUUUUGUGCAUUCAGAGCUCGCUAAAAUGCGAGAUGCACUUCUGACCAAAAGAAAAAAGAAGAAAAGAGACCUAGAACUUGCAUUAGACGAAGAAGUUCUAGUAGGUAACAAAAUCAGCGAGGGACACGAAAAUUUUGUCAUGGCGUACAACAUGUUGACAGGUAUACGUGUUGCAGUCUCACGCAAUGCUGGCGUAAUGAAAAAGCUCGAUGAAUCUGAUUUCAAAAAAACUACGAAGCUUACGUUUAACAUGGAUGGAAGCGAGCUAACUCCAUCUUCAAAGUACGAUUUCAAGUUCAAGGAUUAUAAUCCUGCCGUGUUCAGAGAACUUCGAACCAUGUUUGGCAUUGACCCUGCAGACUACCUCGUUUCCAUCACUGGCAAGUAUAUUCUAUCAGAACUAGGAUCGCCAGGUAAAAGUGGUUCUUUUUUCUACUAUUCGCGAGACUAUCGCUUUAUCAUCAAGACGGUUCAUCAUUCGGAGCAUAAGCAAUUACGCAAAGUUCUUCGUGAGUAUUAUAAUCACGUAAAGGAGAACCCCAAUACCCUUAUCUCCCAAUUUUAUGGGCUCCAUAGGGUCAAAAUGUCUUUUGGUAGUGGAUACCGCAAGGUUCACUUCGUCGUCAUGAACAACUUGUUCCCUCCCCAUAGAAAUAUUCACUUGAAGUAUGAUCUCAAGGGCUCAACAUGGGGAAGAAUUACCCGAAUUCCUCAAGAAUGUUUGAAGAGUGGAGACUUGUCGCAACUAACACUCAAGGAUCUUAACUGGCUUGAGAGACACGAGAAGAUUAAGUUUGGGCCAGAGAAGCGAAAGGCUUUUUUCACGCAAUUGAAAGCUGACGUCGAACUUCUCAAAAGAAUUAACGUGAUGGAUUAUUCUCUUCUCAUUGGCUUACAUGAUGUGAAGAAGGGCAACACAUUGGCAUCUACUAAGAAGCUUACUGUUUUUGAUCCAAAAUCCACCAACAAGUUCGAGUUGAUCAACACAAAUCCUCGCAAUUUGGACAGAACUGCUGAUUUACCGUCAAACGUAUAUCCUGGAAGGUCUAAGUAUGUCUUCUAUGGCCACGAUGGUGGUAUUCGAGCCACUAAUGAAGAUAACGAACCGCUUCAAGAGAUCUACUACCUCGGUAUCAUUGACUAUUUAACUAACUACUCAUUUCGCAAAAGGUUGGAGACCUUCUGGCGGUCAAUGAGGCAUCCAAGGUUGACGAUUUCGGCGGUUCCUGCUCUGGAAUAUGGCGACCGGUUCUUCGCUUUUAUUCAGAACGGCACCACUAGGUCGAAAUCGAAAGUGGAUUAG
Meyerozyma guilliermondii ATCC 6260 is the source of this 1839-nucleotide messenger RNA. It is a transcript of the gene MSS4, whose product is annotated as 1-phosphatidylinositol-4-phosphate 5-kinase. The record is from RefSeq and is a predicted model, not a curated record. Lineage: Eukaryota; Fungi; Ascomycota; Pichiomycetes; Serinales; Debaryomycetaceae. Gene Ontology annotation, biological process: phosphatidylinositol metabolic process. The coding region runs from base 1 to 1839 and encodes 612 amino acids. The transcript has a single exon. Gene Ontology annotation, molecular function: phosphatidylinositol kinase activity.